CCCACAGCCCCCGCGGAGAGGCUGGAUGAGGAGGGUCCCCUGAGCCAGGAGCAGCUGGUUCCCUGGGAGAGCCACGGCGUGGCCGGGCCGAAGGCGGCCGGGGCAGGACUGGGGGAGUUCUCCCUGGGGGAUUUCAAGCCGGUGGUGGUGCCGGUGGAGGCUCGCCCCGCCCCGGGGCUGCCCUUCCCCAUGGAGCACGCGCUGGGCGCGGGGACGGAGCAGCCCUUCGCCCUUCCCCAGGGAAUGCCGCUGGGAGAAGACCCCGGCGCCGAGGGGGCCUCGCCGCAGCCCGGCUGGGAGCAGCACGAUCCCUGCGCCGCCGGGGACGAUCCCAGGGCGCUCCCGCCGGGCUGGAAGAGCGUCCGGCUGACGCGCAACCUCCUGGCGCGGCAGCAGAGGAAGAGCAACGGCUCCUUCAUCUGCUCGUCCUGCGGGAAGAGCCUGGCGCACCACGCGGCGCUGCUGCGGCACCAGCGCCUGCACACGGGCGAGAGGCCCUUCCAGUGCCCGGACUGCGGCAAGAGCUUCAACGAGAAGUCCAACCUCAACAAGCACUACCGGAUCCACACCGGGGAGCGGCCGUACCGCUGCCCCUCCUGCGGGCAGGGCUUCGUGCAGAAGCACCACCUGCAGAAGCACCAGCGCAUCCACGGGCCGCCGCGGGGCGCGUGGCCGGGCCGGCCGGCGCGGGCCAGCGCCGCCGGGGAGCGGCUCUACCGCUGCAUCGAGUGCGCCGAGAGCUUCCCCCAGAAAGCGUCGCUGGAGGAGCACCAGCGCCGGCACACCCAGCAACGGCCCUUCCAGUGCCACGGCUGCACCAAGAGCUUCCGGCACCGGCAGUCGCUGAACCACCACCAGAAGGUGCACGCCGUGGCCGGCUCCCCGGCCGGCAGCUUGCCGGGACACAAGCGGGAGCUGGAGCCCUGCGAGGCUCUGGGCCAGGACAGUCGGUAGCCGCAGGGCUGGAGGAGGGAAGGCAGCUGGGGUCACAGCACCGAGGGACUUGUGGCACCGCCGGGGGCUCCAGGAGGAGGAGGAGGAAGGAUGUGCUGCCUGGGCAGGGAAGGGCCCCCAGGGACUGGUCACGAGGCAGCAGAGGAGGGUCAGUGGCUGGAACCGAGCCAGGCGGUGCCGCUGCCCCGUGGAUUCAGCAGAGGAGUGGCUGUGUUGGAUCUCGGGGAAUGGUGGAAUUGAACACUGGGUUGUUUGAACACUGCCAGCCUGGACAGAGGUGGCCUGGGAGUGGUUGCUGGCCUGGGGAGGUUGAUGAUCUGGGAGUGGUCAGUGUCCCCAGGGUGGUUGGUGGCCCAGGUCAGUGGCCUGGAUGCACUGCGGGGGGCUGGGCUGCAGUUGGAAUCAGUGGAUGAACCAGGAAGAGACUUGGAUAAAAGA
Messenger RNA from Corapipo altera (White-ruffed manakin), 1392 nucleotides. Its product is annotated as endothelial zinc finger protein induced by tumor necrosis factor alpha-like. The record is from RefSeq and is a predicted model, not a curated record. Gene Ontology annotation, molecular function: DNA-binding transcription repressor activity, RNA polymerase II-specific. Lineage: Eukaryota; Metazoa; Chordata; Aves; Passeriformes; Pipridae. The annotation marks the transcript as partial. Gene Ontology annotation, biological process: negative regulation of transcription by RNA polymerase II. The transcript has a single exon.